AUGAGCCAAACGGUGAACCUUGACCGGGCUGAAAUUGCCCAGGCCGAGCUGACUAGGGAAGGUGUCCCCGUCGCCGCCGCGCCCUUGGGUACUGUUGCGGAAGUCAAAGCUGGCGAGGGCCACAUCGACAUUACGAAAGAGGCAGAGCUGUCGCCUUCGGACGACGGCACCGCUACAGAAUUUGACGACCUGCCGACCGAGGAGGAGAUGCACACACUGCGCAGAGUUUCUGGCAAGAUUAAGUGGUCUGCUUACUCCAUCGCAUUCUGCGAGUUGGCUGAAAGAUUCUCGUACUACGGUUCGACAAUCCUGUACACCAACUUCAUACAGUGGCCUCUUCCUGAUGGACCUGGCCACAAUACCGGUGCUGGCCAUUCGGGCCAGUCUGGUGCCCUAGGUAUGGGCCAGCAAGCAGCCACAGGCCUGGUUCUGUUCAAUCAGUUCUUUGCCUACCUCAUGCCGCUUCUCGGUGCAUAUAUCGCCGAUGCUAAGCUUGGUCGUUACAAGACCAUCCAUAUUGCUAUUGGCGUUUCUAUCAUUGCCCACGUCAUCCUUGUCGCGGCAGCUGCCCCAGGUGUGAUCGUGCACAGCAAAUCUGCUUUGGCAGCGCUGAUCAUUGGUCUCCUGACGCUUGGUGUUGGUACUGGUUUCUUCAAGGCCAACAUUUCUCCCCUGCUGGCUGAGCAAAACCACGACCGUCGCAUUCGUGUCGAGACCCUGAAGAGCGGCGAGCGCGUCAUCAUCGACCCUGCUGUCACCAACACCCGGAUCUUCCUCUAUUUCUACUUUGCCAUCAACGUCGGCUCUCUGACCGGUCAAAUCGCCAUGGUCUAUGUUGAGAAAUAUGUCGGUUUCUGGCUAGCAUUCCUGCUGCCAACUGUUCUAUUCUUCAUCGCGCCCAUCAUCCUUGCAAUCAACAAGAAGAACUACACCCUCAACCCGCCGACUGGAUCCGUGCUCUCCAAGUUCUUCCACAUGUUCGGCUACGUCAUGAAGGGCAAGUGGUCACUCAACUUCGCCAAACUGAAGAGGGAAUUCACCUGGGAUGUGGCCCGCCCAUCCAACGUGCCUGUCCAACAGCGACCUAAUUGGAUGACUUACGAUGAUGCCUGGGUUGACGAGGUUCGCCGCGGUCUCAAGGCCUGCAAAGUCUUCCUUUUCCUGCCCAUCUUCUUCCUGGCUUACAACCAAAUGACUGGCAACCUGACCUCCCAGGCUGCCACUAUGGAGCUGCACGGUGUUCCCAACGAUAUCAUUCAGAAUCUAAACCCUAUCUCGAUCGUCAUUCUCAUCCCCAUCCUGGACAAGUUCGUCUAUCCUGGUCUCCGCAAGAUGGGUAUUGCAUUCACGCCAGUGAAGCGUAUGGCUCUUGGAUUCGCCUUCUCCGCCCUUUCCAUGGUCUGCGCCGCUGUCACCCAGCACUACAUCUACAAGAUGUCCCCUUGCGGCGAUCGUACCACUGUUGACCAGUGCACUGCCCCAAUCAACGUGUGGGUGCAGUCGAUCCCCUAUGUCCUUGUCGGUAUCAGCGAGAUCUUCACCAACACCACCUCCUACGAGUAUGCCUUCUCCAAGGCACCCGAGAACAUGAAAUCUCUUGUCAUGUCCGUCAAUCUCUUCAUGAGUGCCAUCUCCAGCGCCAUCGGCCAGGCUUUCACCCCUCUCUCCAUCGAUCCCCUGCUGGUCUGGAACUAUAGCACCGUUGCUAUCAUUGCUGCCGUGGGUGGUGCCCUGUUCUGGCUCUGCUUCCACAAGCUUGACAAGGAGGAAGACAUGUGGAACAACAUCGCACGCUCCAAGUACCAGGGCAAUCAGCAGCCCAAUGCUCUUCAAGAGAAGACUGACCCUGAUACCACUGUUUGA
Molecule: messenger RNA, 1863 nt
Organism: Phaeoacremonium minimum UCRPA7
Lineage: Eukaryota; Fungi; Ascomycota; Sordariomycetes; Togniniales; Togniniaceae
Product: putative peptide transporter ptr2 protein
Exons: 2
Coding region: 1-1863 (620 amino acids)
Biological process (GO): oligopeptide transport; transmembrane transport
Cellular component (GO): membrane
Molecular function (GO): dipeptide transmembrane transporter activity
Source: RefSeq, a predicted model, not a curated record